Messenger RNA from Lonchura striata (white-rumped munia), 1680 nucleotides. It is a transcript of the gene ARHGAP19, whose product is annotated as Rho GTPase activating protein 19. NCBI's taxonomy places the organism in Eukaryota, Metazoa, Chordata, Aves, Passeriformes, Estrildidae. Gene Ontology annotation, cellular component: cytoplasm. Gene Ontology annotation, molecular function: GTPase activator activity. Gene Ontology annotation, biological process: signal transduction; regulation of small GTPase mediated signal transduction. The record is from RefSeq and is a predicted model, not a curated record.
AUGGGCAGGCGGAGCGGCAGGUAUGAGAUGGCGGCGGGAGCACCGGCAUCCGGCGGCGGCAGUGAUGCCAUCUGCAGUUUUGUCAUCUGCAAUGACUCCUCCCUCCGCAGCCAGCCGAUCAUCUUCAAUCCCGACUUCUUUGUGGAAAAGCUGCGCCAUGAAAAACCAGAGGUGUUCACAGAGCUGGUUGUCAGCAACAUUACCAGGCUCAUUGAUUUGCCUGGGACAGAGCUGGCCCAGCUAAUGGGAGAGGAGGACCCAAAGCUGCCUGGGGCAAACAGCACAGCCUCUGGAUUCUUUCGUUCUCUGAUGUCUCUGAAGCGCAAGGAGAAGGGGGUGGUGUUUGGCUCACCGCUGACAGAAGAAGGCAUUGCACAGGUUUCCCAGCUAAUCGAGUACCUGCACAAAAAUCUGAGAGCAGAAGGCUUGUUUCGAGUGCCAGGCAACAGCAUCAGGCAACAGAUCCUAAAGGAUGCUCUGAACAGUGGUACUGAUAUUGACCUGGACUCUGGGGAGUUUCAUUCCAAUGAUGUGGCCACUCUACUUAAGGUGUUCUUGGGUGAACUACCAGAGCCGCUGCUGACACACAAGCACUUCCAUGCCCACCUCAAAAUUGCAGAUUUGACACUGUUUGAUGAGAAGGGGAAUAAGACCAGCACUCCAGACAAAGAGCGCCAGAUUGAAGCCCUCCAGCUGCUGUUUUUGAUCCUUCCCGCUCCCAACCGCAGUCUGCUCAAACUGCUGCUGGACUUGCUCUACCAGACCGCCAAGAAGCAGGAUAAGAACAAGAUGUCUGCCCACAACCUUGCCCUCAUGUUUGCACCCCACAUCCUAUGGCCCAGAAAUGUGACAGCAAAUGACCUUCAGGAAAAUAUCACAAAGCUAAACAAUGGAGUGACCUUCAUGAUCAAACAUUCUCAGAAACUCUUCAAGGCUCCAGUGUACAUCCGGGAGUGUGCCAGGCUACACUAUCUGGGGUCCAGAGCCCACACAUCAAAGGACGACCUGGAUUUGCUGACAUCUUCUGGCUCCAAGGAGCUGCAGCCCCUCAAGUCUCAGAAGCGAAGCCGGCUGGACUCUUGCCAUCAGGAGGAGACCCAGCAGCGCACGGAGGAGGCACUGAAGGAGCUCUUCCUCCACGUCCACAAUAUGCCUGACUCUGCAAAGAAGAAGAAGCUUAUCCGGCAGUUUAAUAAGCAUCCAACUGCUCUGACUCCUGGCUCUGAUGUGCCCAUGUCCCCAGCACCACGACGCACCCGCUCGCGCUCCUUCAGCGGCCUCAUUAAGCGGAAAGUUUUGGGAACUCCAGUUAUCCUGGAGAGGAAGAGCAGGGAUUCCACACCAGAGCCUGUGCGGGUCAGCAAAGAGAACGUCCAACUGUUGCAGAAGUGUGGCUCUCCCGCUCAUAUGUCCCAGGCAAAGCUGAAGUCUUUGGAAGGCCAGAAAGAGGGAUCCUGCAGACGCAUGCGAGCCCGCCUGCUUUCCAAGGACUCAUCCUCCCUCUGAAUCGCCUCGCGCCAACGCAUGGGUGGGGAUUGCCCAGCCUCGCAAGCUGUGAAUAGAAAAUGUGCUGCACUGAGAGGGAGUGCUGCAGCUCACAGCAACCCUCAGCAACACAGCAGCGCUCCUGAAACUGGACCUUUGCAAGGAUUGCAGGGAUUUGUUUCUUUCUGUAUAUAA